GUAGACUGCGCAGAAGUGCUCACCCGAAGACGUGUGAAUCAGCGCUGGUGCGACAUGCUGCGAGUAACAACCCUCCUCUGCCUCGCCGCCCUGGCGCUGGCCAGACCUCAGUUUCACGAAGAUCUGACGGCCGAAGACCUGGCCCACUACUUUGGUGUUCAAAGUUCGGACGAAGUCCCAGAGUACGAGAUCGUCUCUCCAUCUCUACACUCCAGUGGGCGGACACGGCGCUCAGCUGACGGAAAGGAGGUCAACUCUCUCCAGUACAAACUCAAGGCGUUUGACGAGGACUACCAUCUCAAGGUGGACCACAAUGUGGACCUGCUCCCUGCGGAGUUCCACGUCACGUUUAUCGGUGAGGACGGCGAGCAGAGAGAGACGCCGCUGGACAGUCACUGCUACUACAUGGGAGAACUGCUGUCUCACAAGCACUCUGUGGUGGCCGUCAGCACCUGCGAGGGAUUGGCCGGUGUACUGACCCAUGAUGACGUGACCCUGUUCAUCCAACCGUUGAAGAAGGAGCACGCGGAGAAGCGCCGCUCCCGCAGGUCGACUGACACCCAGGAGGAGAAGGAACACAUCGUCUACAAGCAGGCCAGGAACCUGGGACAAACUGACUACAUGAAUGACUACGACCUGGACAAUGACAUGCCGCAGGCCGCGGAGCCCCGUCGUGAGGAGGAGGUGGUGCACUUCACGGACGUGUACCCGGACGGAGACCUGGGCAGGCUGGACAACACCUUCGGCGCGCACCUGCAGGUGGAGCAACACGAGGACGGAUCCAUCACUGUCCACCAGAAGCCAAACGUCACUCAGCAGGAGAACGAGCCGCUUACCCCCGGGCUGACCGAGCUGGGCCCGCCGCCCAAACCUGAGGUGGAGGAUCCCCGCCCAAUCCAGUUCGUCAGGGCAAGCGCCCCUGAAAAGAUGUCCCGCAGCAUGGACUUCACGACAAACGGCGAUGAGAGCGGGUUCCGUAACAACUACCGCCCGUACGUGGAGAUGAUGAUCGUGGCAGACAAGUCCAUGUACCAGUACCACGGCUCUAACGUGCAGAACUACGUCCUGACAGCCAUGAACGUGGCUGCCAGCCUGUACCGCGACGGAACCAUCGGCACCGACAUCUCCCUUCACGUGGUCAAACUCAUCGUCCUGGAGACAGACCAGUCUGGACUGUCCAUCUCUAACGAUGCCACGACCCUGCUGGACAGUUUCUGUUACUGGCAGCAGCAGCACCAGCCCGGUGAGAGCGACCAUCAGCAUUACGACGUGGCUACUCUCAUCACCAGGACUGACCUGACCCGGUACGGCGAUCCUGGUAUCCUGGGUCUGGCCAAGCUGAGCGCCGCCUGUGUGGACUCCCGUCACUGCUCCGUCAACGAGGACUCCGGUCUCCACGUCGCCUUCACCAUUGCUCACGAGACUGGCCACAAUCUGGGAAUCCGCCACGACGGAGACGGUAACUCCUGCGGAGACUCUGUGAACGUCAUGGCCACCUCCAGCGUGUCAGGCACCAGCGCCUACGAGUGGUCCACCUGCAGCGCCACCCAGCUCGAAGACUUCCUCAGCACCUACCAAGCACAGUGCCUGUUCGACCGGCCGACCUAUUCCGGCAUCACCAUGGAUCCCAACAUGAAGCCCGGUCAGACCUACACCGCCGACGACCAGUGCCGCCUGGCGUACGGCGGGAACGCCUACAAGUGCCGCUUCGACCCCACCGGCGGGAACGGCGACCUCUGCGCCAAGCUGUUCUGUCACGUCACUUCCGACAUGAGCUGUAGCUCGAACAAGCAGCCGAUGUUGGACGGCACAGCAUGCGGAGACAGGCAGUGGUGUGUCCGUGGCACCUGUGUGGCGUACGGAACCAACGGCCCCCAGGCUGUGGACGGAGGGUGGUCCGCCUGGGAGACCAGCUGGGGCACCUGCAGCCGUACCUGCGGUUCCGGUGUGCAGUUCAGGAGGCGCUACUGCAACAACCCCGAGCCCCAGCACGGAGGUGCUCCUUGUUCCGGAGAUGACACCAUGUUCCAACUGUGUAACACCCAGCCGUGUGCAGUGUCUCAGUCCGAGUUCCGUGCCCAGCAGUGCGCGGCCACCAACAACCAGCCUUUCAAUGGGCAGUUCUACACAUGGGAACCGUACAUGGCACUUCCAGGGGACUACCUGUGCCAGUUCUACUGCUUCUCUCCCGAGGCUCGCAUCUACACUUCCCGCGGUGACAAGUACAUCGACGGCACCAGGUGUAACGACCAGAGCGACUCUGACAUCUGUGUGGAGGGACAAUGUGUCACCUUCGGUUGCGAUGGGCUGCCUAACUCCGGAACUGUGUUUGACCGCUGUGGCGUGUGUGACGGAAACGGAAACACCUGCCAGCCCAUGUCCGGAACCUACACCGCCGGCCAGAAGAACCAAUAUGUUACCUUCCUGACAUUGCCACCCGGAUCCACCGCUGCCAGUGUUACAGAAGCCAACUACUGGUGCCAUUUGGCCGUGAGGGUGAACGGUAGGUAUGCCUUCAGCGGCAACGGCGUCCAGGCCAACAGUGGUCAGUACCUCGUGGACGGACUGAACAUCGUCUACACCAAGAGUCCAGAAGAGUUGACCAUCGCUGGCCCUGUCCCUGCUAACACACUGGUGGAGAUCCAGGUGUACCGUCACUACCUCGACACAGAGUUCGUAGGUGUGGCCCCGCAGGUCGAGUUCUCCUACCUCGGCCCCAUCUAUCACUCCUUCUCCGGCAGCGAGGAAGUCAUCUCUUUUGCGGCGGUCGAGUAUGUCUGGGAUAGCACCUGGAGGGAGUGUUCCGAAUCAUGUGGAACAGGUACCCAGAGCCUGUUCGUCCAGUGUGUGAGGAACGAUGACGGCUCCAGGGUGGAUGACACCUACUGUGAGGCAGGGAACAGACCAUCAGCCCAGACCCGCAGCUGCAACCUGCAGGCCUGCCCAGCAUUCUGGAACACGGGAAGCUAUGGCGCCUGCUCUGCCACCUGUGGCGGCGGUACUCAGACCAGACUCGUGCAGUGCAUGAGGAAUAACGGGCAGGUCGAUCAGGUGGUGUCCGACUCCGAGUGUAAGACAGCCAAGCCCGCCACCACCAUGUCCUGUAACACCGAGGCCUGCCCGGGCGUGUGGGUGGCCACAACCUGGACAAGUUGCUCAGUGACCUGUGGGUUCGGACAGAUCACCCGUACUGUGACCUGCCGCCCGGACAGCAACUCUCCUUACGUCAUCGAAGCCAGCAACUGUGACUCCAGCUCCAAGCCUCCGGAGGUCCAGACCUGCUACACCGGGCAGUGCCCCGCCGUUACCCAGCGUCCCGUCACCACCACCACCCCUGCUCCUGCCGGCGGAUGGGCUGAAGGAGGACAGUUGACCGGAUGUGACGUGCAGGCCACCUACCUGUCCGGCACGGUCAGCCGUGUUGGUCACCAGACGAACGGAGCCACCUGUUCUCAGGCGCUGGUCGUGCCUCUCGGCAAGGUCAUGACCAUCAAGUUUGAGUUCCUGAACAUCGACUGCACACAAGGAGAGUACUUCGCCAUUGUGGACGGCGGCAGCAUCAUGCGUUACUGCGGCACCACCCUGUACCCAGACUACACCUCCAAGUCUAACGUCCUGUACGUGCAGCACGCCACCAAGUCCGGCACCUUCGGGCACGGCUACAGGCUGUCCUUCACCAGCGCUGACUCCGGAACACCAGUACCUUCUUGUGAGUACCAGAUCACCCAGCCGACAGGCACCAUCCAGGCCCCCAACUACCCGAACGAGUACGACAGCAACUCCCGCUGUAAGUGGUACAUCAACGUCAAGCCUGGGACCACCGUCAACAUCAACGUCCUGGACUUCGAGGUCGAGUACGAGGCCAACUGUGGCUACGAUGACUUCAAGAUCGUCGACAGCGUGAGCGGACAGUUCGAGCGCUACUGCGGCGCCCGGACUCCCUUCACCUUCCAGUCCACCGGCAACCGGGUGGUCCUCGAACUCAACUCGGACGGCAGCGUGGGCAAGAAGGGCUUCCGCCUGUCCUACACCUCCGCCUGAAGCGGCACUUCGGAAGGACUCAUGGAAUAUGGACAAAGACAGUCAACCCAUUUGGGACCAAUGGUUUAUUCCUCAACAUCGACGACAGAAAAGUCACAAAGCAGCUAAUCAUGCUAACUUCUUCAACCAUAAAUUGAUCGGUAUAAAAAGCAUCACAGUUGGUAAAAUUCUUUCAAGUUGACUCGUCUUGUUGUCUUCGGAUGUUUUAUUUUUCAAUCCAUAGAUUCAAUGAUCGUGAGCACUUUUGGCACAGUAUACCUCUUGUUUGUAAGCACUAUUUUUGGCACUUUAAACCUCUCGUUUUCAUACUGUUUGUUCCUAUGCAAUGGUCGUUUGGAAAUGAUAGUAAUAUAUUGAUACACAUAGUGGGUGGUUAUAGCUUAUGCUACCUUUUAUGAAAAGGAAGGACAAUCAGAUGCGAUGUUUCUGUAAUAGUAUAGUGUUUGGCAAAAUACGAUUCUUCUAUCACAUACAAGUAUAGGAAUGGUCUUUCACCUGUGUGCAUUAUAGUUAAAAAUACAUGUACCUUGUCCAUUUUGAUAAUAUGACUAUAGCGUCAAGUCUUGAAAUUCGUACCCGACGACAGAUUCUAUGUUGUGAAAUAGAUGUUAUAAUUUUGAAUUAUUCAAACACACAAAAAAUAUGUUUAUAUGGAUGUAACGAUGUGAGUUUGCUGUUGUUGAGAAACAAAGUUUCGACAUUGUCCAUUUCUUGUGGAUGUAUUUUGGAACAUUUUAUUCAGGAGCGAGAUUAAAGACUACAUGUCAGUAAACAAA
Molecule: messenger RNA, 4817 nt
Organism: Branchiostoma belcheri (Belcher's lancelet)
Lineage: Eukaryota; Metazoa; Chordata; Leptocardii; Amphioxiformes; Branchiostomatidae
Product: A disintegrin and metalloproteinase with thrombospondin motifs 18-like
Exons: 30
Coding region: 55-4041 (1328 amino acids)
Biological process (GO): extracellular matrix organization; proteolysis
Cellular component (GO): extracellular matrix
Molecular function (GO): metalloendopeptidase activity
Source: RefSeq, a predicted model, not a curated record